AUGGCGCUGAGCGCUCUGUUGUUCCUGUCCGCUGCUGCAUUUUCUGCGCUGCGCGCAUACGCGGUCUGCAACAGGAACCGCUGGGCGCUCCUCGCGACGCUCGCCCUCGGCCUGGUUUACCCCGCCAUCUCCAUCUACACGUUCACGCAGUCGACGGCGGGCGUGAGCACGGUGCUGUUCACGAGCUGCAGCCUCUCGACGACCAUUUCGGACGCGUACUACGCAAAACGUACGUUGAUGCUUGGGGCGCGGACGUGCACGGUGGUCGCAGACCUGUCGGUGCUCGGCCUCACCCUUCUGAAUACCUGGUCUGCGCGCGGGAAUGGCUCGGCGCUGGGCGUCAAGACGACGUUCUCGCAGACAUUGAUGCGAAGCGGCACAGUAUACUUUCUCGUGAUCUCCGCCGUGAACAUCAUAGGCCUCGGCCUUGGCAAGAAUGAAGAGGUGUUCCCAGUCCGCAUUCAGCUCACCUCCCUAGUGCUCACGCUCUUCUCCUCCCUUCAGCUCAUUGAGCCAAUGUCGACCUGGACCGCAGCCUUCACUGCGAUCAUGACGUAUCGCUUCAUGCUUGACCUGCACGAAGUCGCGCGGUCCUCCGCGGGGAGCGCGAUCACACACGGCGAGCUUCCGGGGAUCUCACAAGCAGGGCAGCAGGACACGCUUGUUUUCAGGAUUAGUGGGGGACGGCCAAGCGUUGUCUCACGCAUGGCAGACGAUGUCAGCGAUAUCUACGGAAGGUCUGCCGCAGCAGACGGGUAA
Messenger RNA from Trametes versicolor FP-101664 SS1, 759 nucleotides. RefSeq lists its product as uncharacterized. NCBI's taxonomy places the organism in Eukaryota, Fungi, Basidiomycota, Agaricomycetes, Polyporales, Polyporaceae. The coding region runs from base 1 to 759 and encodes 252 amino acids. The record is from RefSeq and is a predicted model, not a curated record. The transcript is spliced from 8 exons.